AUACUGGCGAUUCCGGGAAAUGACAUACUGAUUCCGACAAGAGUUGGUAAACGGUAUCUUUGCAGGAAUUUUUUAUUUUCACUUGAUGAAAUUUCGUAAAUAAUAGUUAUUUCCUCGUUCCGGAUAUCACUCGAAUUGGAAAAAAAAAAGAAGAAACCACGAGGUACUUUUAUUUAUUUAUUUAUUAACAUCUCGUGUUCUGUAGCUUAUCACUUGCUGUCACGAACGUGAUAUGAUAAACGUGCGUAUAUACGGCGCAUCGAUUCCUUACAUUUCAGUGCUGUUUAUUGUUGCAUUCCUUGAUGUGCUGUUAACUACAUUCAAAGCAAAAUGAUUUCAAAACUGUUUGUUAGUGUUUUAGCUUGUUUUUUUCUCUUCACAUCAUGUUCUCUUGCCGUAUUGAUGACACAACCUGAGCAGGUGCAUCUAUCGUAUGGAUCAGUUCCAUCGGAAAUGAUGGUUACGUGGGUAACCCUUGAUCCAACGAAUAUUUCUACAGUGGAAUAUGGGUUCAACAAACUUAGUUUACGUAAAACAGGUAGCAUGACAAAAUUUGUGGAUGGUGGACCAAAUUCUAGAGUAAUUUUUAUACACAGAGUUUUAUUAACAGAUUUGAAACCAGGUUCUGAAUAUAUUUAUCACUGUGGUAGUGCUGAUGGCUGGAGUGCUAUUUACUGGUUUACAGCUAUGCAGAGUGGAAGCAACUGGAGCCCAAGAUUUGCUGUUUAUGGAGAUAUGGGUAAUGUUAAUGGACAGUCAUUACCUCGCUUACAAGAAGAUGUUCAAAAAGGUAUGUAUGAUGCUGUUUUACAUGUGGGGGAUUUUGCCUAUGAUUUGGAUACUGAUGAUGCUAAGGUUGGAGAUGAGUUUAUGAGGCAAAUAGAAACCAUUGCUGCCUAUGUCCCUUAUAUGACUUGUGUGGGAAAUCAUGAAAGUGCAUAUAAUUUUUCCAAUUAUGAUAAUCGAUUCAGCAUGUUGAAUAAAGAAGGCAUCAUGAAUAAUCAUUAUUAUAGUUUUGACAUUGGACCUGCACAUAUCAUUGGAUUCUCAACUGAAUUUUAUUACUUUCUUGAGUAUGGUUGGACACAAAUGGCAUAUCAAUACCAGUGGCUUGAGAAUGACUUAAGAAAGGCGAACCUUCCUGAGAACAGAGCACAGAGGCCUUGGAUCAUCACAAUGGGUCAUAGACCAAUGUACUGUAGUACUGAUGAUGGUGAUGAUUGUACACAUAAAGAAAGCAUUAUAAGGAAAGGGAUACCAAUUCUCAAAGCAUUUGGGUUAGAAGAUCUUUUUUACAAGUAUGGAGUUGAUUUGGAAUUAUGGGCACACGAACAUGUAUAUGAAAGGCUGUGGCCAGUGUAUGACAGAAAAGUGUAUAAUGGUAGCUAUGAUGCCCCAUACACAAAUCCUAAAGCUCCUGUUCAUAUAAUCACUGGUUCAGCUGGCUGUCAAGAAAAUCAUGAUCCUUUUGUUCCAAAUCCUGCUGGGUGGAGUGCUUUCCGAAAUGCUGAUUAUGGUUAUUCUCGAAUGUAUAUUUUAAAUAACACGCAUUUAUAUUUAGAACAAGUAUCGGAUGAUAAAGGUGGACAGAUUAUUGAUAAAAUGAUGCUUGUAAAAGAUAAACAUGGACCUGAAGCAUGGUUGUAAGUAAACAUCCUAAAAUACAAUAUUGAAGUUUUAUUUAUUUAUUUUUUCAUAAAUUGAAGUAAAUAUUCAAAAGGAUAAAAUCUCCUUUUAUUGUGAUAUGUAUAGAUGUAUAAUUUAAAAGAAUAUACCAAAAAAAUUCAUUGAAAAAUAGUGGGCCAUUUGCUUUGUAAUACAUUUUAUUUUAUUUUUUUCCUGCAGUUAUUUUUCUUGUUUGAGACUUUAUAUAUGUAUAAAUACGUUGCAUCCUUUUUAGUGUAAUUAGUUAUUUAUAAAAUGUUUGUUUUAUUCUGUGUAUCUCUUUUAUUUUAUUCAUUGUUACUAUUAUUUAACCUUAAAAAGAAUAUAUCUUCAUUUAAGUAUGAGUGAAUAAUCAACAUCAGAAAUUUUUAGAAUUAAUUAUUGCAAUAAAUCAAUUUGUAAUUUUACUGAAAUUUACACAUAUUCCAAAAUAUAUCUUGUUUUCUCUAAAAGACAUGAAUGUUAUUUAGAAAAGAAAAUAUUUAUAACUUGAACUUGUAUAAUGUUUAUGCAUAGUAUGAUCUAAAGUUACCAAAUUUGAAAUGAAAUAUAUGUAUCAUGAAUAUUUUCUAAUAUUUGAUAUACUACUUUAUGCUCUCAUCUCAUUCAACUGUAUUGUUUUAUAACUCUGAUAAAUAAAAUGCUCAACAUUUUUUAUUCACCAAGGAAAUUCUUAAGUAAUAAUUAAAUUUGGACUCUACAAUAUUAAAAAAUCUGAUUAUUUUUAGUGUCUCCUAUAUAACUACAGCUUUCAUAUGAUAAUUAAAUGAAAUCAUGGGUUGUCUGUAACCUUUGCAUAAAUAAGAUUAUUACUCUUACACAAAAAUAAAAAAAUAAAGGUAAUGUAAUCUUACUCAUCUGCAGGGGGAAAAAAAUGUUUCAUUUGACCUCUCUUUUCUACAGAUUUUGAAGGGCAAAUGUCAUUUUUAUUCCAGAGUGAAAAAUUUAUCAGAUAAUCUUAAUUUAGAAUUUUUUUGUGCAUUCAUUUAAAAAAUUAGUAAUUUACUAAACAGUGGAUAAAUAACAGUUAUUGCUGUAGCUGUAAAGCUCGAUAUGUGUAAAAAUAUUUAAUGUGGGUGUUUAUUUUUCUAUUUGUUUUGAAUAUUAGAAGUUGUACACGCAAGGUCAUAAAACAGUUGAGAUUUGGAUUUAGUUUUUGUUGAAAUUAUUAAAUUCACUCUCCCUUCUAUUAAUUUGUACACAUUUAUGUUAGUAAAGAAUUAUUUUACUAGUC
This is a messenger RNA of Stegodyphus dumicola, 2899 nucleotides long. RefSeq names its product acid phosphatase type 7. The record is from RefSeq and is a predicted model, not a curated record. Gene Ontology annotation, molecular function: metal ion binding; acid phosphatase activity. Lineage: Eukaryota; Metazoa; Arthropoda; Arachnida; Araneae; Eresidae.